UCGGGUUGCUUGUAGUCAUCUAGGGUAGCUCCCGUUACACCCCAAUUAUGCCUUGGCAAGUUGGUGGUAAGAGUAAGGGCUUCCUGUUCCUUCUCCUUGCGGUAGGCGCUCCGCAAAGAAGCGGUAGCGUUCCGUACAUGUUGCUCUCAUCCGGAGGCUCCAAGUGCGUGUCGGUUGAUGCUCCGCGUCACACCACACUGCGGGUCGACUAUUUUGUACCUGACCUGAUGGUGGAAGACGAGGAGGAACUAAAAUUGGAAACCGAUGCCGUCAAUAGCGUUUCCGAAACGGAACCAAGGACAGAGGAAGGUCUCGAUUCUCGAUUUAAUGACUACCAGAAGCGAAGAAUGGAACUUUUAAAAAAGGCGCGUCACGGUCGAAAAGGUCACGACACAAACAUUCUCAUGUACCAGCGGGAGGAAGGCAGUACAUUCCAUCGGAGGGGAAAAGCGAACCCCACGGGCUCGGGGAAAAUUCGUCAACAGAUCGAUCAACGCGCUGGUUCCGUGGAAUUCCGCACCGGCGAGGUCGACGGGCCAGUGGAAGUUUGUGUGCAGUCCUAUUCCGCCUCACGGCAACUUCCGGUUAGAGUCGCCCUCAAUGUAACCAGCAAAGCGAGCGAGGAGCCACCUGUGAUACCCCUCCAAUACGCCGAUAUUGCGGAGCAGUUGAACGUGCACAUGAGCAAAAUCACAGUGGACCUGAAACGGAGCCAGGAAAAGUUGAAAAAUAUCAUGGCCAAUGCCGGGUACGCCCGUGAAAUGGAAGUCGGAUUUCACGGCAAGUCCUUGAGCUUGAGUACAGCCAUUCGCUACUGGCCCAUGUUCCGUAUGGCGGUCCUUAUUUUUGCGGGUUUCUUGCAAGUACGCCACGUUGUCCAAUACAUGAAAAGUCGUCGCAUUUAUUAA
Phaeodactylum tricornutum CCAP 1055/1 is the source of this 908-nucleotide messenger RNA. RefSeq lists its product with no specific name. The transcript is spliced from 3 exons. The record is from RefSeq and is a predicted model, not a curated record. NCBI's taxonomy places the organism in Eukaryota, Bacillariophyta, Bacillariophyceae, Surirellales, Neidiaceae. The coding region runs from base 48 to 908 and encodes 286 amino acids.